Messenger RNA from Megalobrama amblycephala (Wuchang bream), 1230 nucleotides. It is a transcript of the gene trir, whose product is annotated as telomerase RNA component interacting RNase. Gene Ontology annotation, molecular function: 3'-5' exonuclease activity; 5'-3' exonuclease activity. The record is from RefSeq and is a predicted model, not a curated record. The transcript is spliced from 3 exons. Bases 433 to 921 code for a protein of 162 amino acids. NCBI's taxonomy places the organism in Eukaryota, Metazoa, Chordata, Actinopteri, Cypriniformes, Xenocyprididae.
GCGUCACUCAAACGUACGAACACUGACUGCAGAUGAAAUGCAGUAUGGCGGAGCGUCACUGAAAUCAAACAAAACUGUAUGAAAUUCAUCGGGAUUAAAGCCCGGAAUCCUGCCGAUUCAUCCCACAAUCCGCCCGAUCUGCGAUUAUAAUCACAUACGGAUUCACGGCUCGAUAAAUCGCGUUCUUUGUGUUUGUUGUUAGAGGUGUUUUUGUUUAUCGGAGACCCCGCGAUACUUUAUGAGCACAUUAUAAGACAAACACGCUUAUUAUUAUUUAUUUUUCGUCUUUAUUACAUUCGUCACAUUUAAAUUACGAUUCAUUCUUUAUUAAGCGCGCAAAUCUUCACUUUUCGUGCAGAAAUCUAACCAGCCCUGUACAAUCACAGGCGUGAAUGUAAAGGCUUGUUUAUUAUUUGACUAAACAUCAAAACGAUGGAGAAAAAGCAGCAUAAAUCAGACAAACAUCAUCAUCGCCACCACCACCAUCAUCAUCAUCAUCAGUCCUCGAGCAGCAGCAGCAGCAGCGGGGAGUCCGGCGGCAGCAGCCCGGCCCACGGUGCGCCCAAAGCGGCCAACGCCUUCGCCAACGACGGCAGCUUCAUGGAGAUGUUCAAGAAGAAGAUGGAGGAGGAGGAGAGGAGGAAGAGAGAGACUGAGGAGCAGGAGAAGACGAAGAGUCCUGCUCCGGCAGGUCAAGCGGCUCAGGACAAGAAGCCCUGUAGCGUGAGCAGCAUUGUGGGCAAGCGGAGGGGAGGCGCGCGUUUGGCCCUCAAGACCGGGAUGGUGGCCAAGAAACAGAAACUGGACUCUGAGGUGGAGGCUGGAAAAGGAGAUGCCUGGACUAAAUACAUGGCUGAAGUGAAAAAGUAUAAAGCGCAUCAGUGUGGAGACGAUGAUAAAACCAGACCACUGGUCAAAUAGACUGGAGCUCUUCUGUGGACACGGGCCGCACUGCCACAUCCUCAUCCUCUCACACACACACUGAUGUUAUUCACGCUGUCCUUCUCUUUUCCUUCAAGUCCUUGUUUCCAGAUUGAGUUUUACCUUGUGCGCCGUAUUUGACCGUUUGUUGGGUUCUGGUUAAUUUUAUGACAUUAUUUACAGUGUAUUCUUUAGUCCAUGGCAUUAGAAAGAUCUCCUUCCCCUUGUUGAUAUUUUGUACUCGACAUGUUUGGUACUUGAAUGUCAAUUGAUCGAGAUUGAUGAUGAAAUUAAAGUCACAGUACCACA